UAUUGACAACACAUAAACAGCUGAUCAUUGACUGCAUGUGUUUGACUGAUAUAUGAUAUCAUAAAUUAAUUGAUUAUUAAUUAAUUAAUUUGAAGACCAAUCUUAUGAAACAUACGUGUAAUGUCUCUUAGAUAUGGAUUAGAUAUACUUUGUGGCCGAUAUUGUGCCACCAAUUGACUGGCGGAUCAAUUAAUUUGAUUGUUGACCUCGUUUUUUUUAUCCCAAAUCACUGAUGAUGUCAUCAAUGACAACAAUGUGGUCAUCGAUGAUAUCAAAUGUCAUUUUUAUGGCAUUUAUUACGAUUAGUAUUAUGAAAGUGAUGUCAUGUCUGGACAACGGUCUGUGUCUGACACCGCCGAUGGGUUGGCUGUCGUGGGAGCGCUUCGGCUGUAAUGUUAAGUGUCAUAUCAAACCCGAUGACUGUAUUAGUGAGAAGUUAUUUAAAGAUAUGGCUGACAGACUUGUCAGCGAUGGUUAUCGAGAAGUGGGUUACAAUAGGAUCAACAUUGAUGACUGUUGGAUGAGCCGAUCCCGUACAAAGGACAAGAAGCUAUUGCCCGAUCCCAAGAGAUUUCCAAAUGGGAUCAGACAUUUGGCUGAUUAUAUGCACUCGAGAGGUCUUAAACUGGGAAUCUAUCAGAAUUACGGUUUGAAGACAUGUAUGGGUUAUCCCGGUCUCAUUGGUUACCAGAAAGUGGACGCACAAACAUUUGCCGAUUGGCAGAUAGAUAUGAUCAAAAUUGAUGCCUGUUUUACACCCGUCCAUACACUGGACAAAGGUUACGAAGACUUUGGCGAUGUCCUCAAUCAAACAGGUCGUCCAAUGGUCUAUUCGUGCAGUUGGCCAUACUAUCAGUUACAUACGUCGACAGUGAUUCCCAACUGGAAUCUCAUCGCCGAUAAGUGCAACAUAUGGCGUACAUAUCAUGACAUUCACGCCAAUUGGAAAGACCUGUUGGCCACCAUUGACUUUGUUGGUGAUAAUCAACAAGUUUUGAAUCGCAAUGUAGGACCGGGUCGUUGGAAUGAUCCCGAUAUGCUAUUAAUCGGCAACAAAGGCCUAACUGUUGAUCAAUCGAUGGUUCAAAUGGGCAUUUGGUCGGUAAUCGCCGCUCCGUUAUUCAUGUCCAACGACUUGAGACACAUUACGCAAGAGUUUAAAAAUAUUUUGCUCAAUAAGGAAGUGAUUGCCAUAAAUCAAGACCCGAUGGGCGAACCCGGCUUUAGGGUGUUUCACAACGAAACACUAGACAUAUGGGUGCGUCCAUUAAUGCCAUCGCAUCCACAACACGACUCCGGAAUCGGUGACACGUCCUACGCGUUGGCAUUUGUGAACCGUCGCCAAGAUGGCCAAAUUACCGUCGGUGUCAAACUUGAAGAAUUGGGUCUAAAAACUAGUAGAAGUUAUCGUAUGCGCUAUGUGUUUGCCAAACGGGACUUAAGUGUAAUGACCGGAGCCGAUACUGUACGGGUGUCGAUACCCGCCACCGGUAUUCGGCUUUUGACAGCAAUACUCGACUGACGACUAAAUUAUUUUUUUUGUUGAUAUAACUAAUCAAAAACUUUUUACUAUAAAUCCAUAAAAAACUAAUAUUAUAUUUAUAUUUGUUAUACGU
Oppia nitens is the source of this 1616-nucleotide messenger RNA. Its product is annotated as alpha-N-acetylgalactosaminidase-like. Gene Ontology annotation, cellular component: cytoplasm. The transcript is spliced from 4 exons. Gene Ontology annotation, biological process: oligosaccharide metabolic process; glycoside catabolic process; glycosylceramide catabolic process. Lineage: Eukaryota; Metazoa; Arthropoda; Arachnida; Sarcoptiformes; Oppiidae. The record is from RefSeq and is a predicted model, not a curated record. Bases 233 to 1522 code for a protein of 429 amino acids. Gene Ontology annotation, molecular function: alpha-galactosidase activity.